Molecule: messenger RNA, 1476 nt
Organism: Protopterus annectens (West African lungfish)
Lineage: Eukaryota; Metazoa; Chordata; Ceratodontiformes; Protopteridae
Gene: ACTC1
Product: actin alpha cardiac muscle 1
Exons: 7
Coding region: 165-1298 (377 amino acids)
Biological process (GO): heart contraction; actin filament organization; actin-myosin filament sliding
Cellular component (GO): actin filament; sarcomere
Molecular function (GO): myosin binding
Source: RefSeq, a predicted model, not a curated record
AAGGCGACCAAAUAAGGAGAAGGCGGUCGAGUGACUGUGGAGAGGCCAGGGCUGCAGCAGGAACAUGUUAUGAUAUAUAAACUGGUCCCCCUUUCCAUUGCAGCCCGUACCUAACAUUUCUCAGGAGCCAGCUGUAGGCGCUGAUCUGACACCCAACUUUCACCAUGUGUGACGACGAGGAAACUACCGCCUUGGUCUGCGACAACGGUUCAGGACUGGUGAAGGCUGGGUUCGCCGGAGAUGACGCCCCCAGAGCUGUCUUCCCAUCCAUCGUGGGGCGCCCCCGCCACCAGGGUGUCAUGGUUGGUAUGGGUCAGAAAGAUUCUUAUGUAGGUGAUGAAGCCCAGAGCAAGAGAGGUAUCCUGACAUUGAAGUACCCCAUUGAACAUGGCAUCAUCACCAACUGGGAUGAUAUGGAAAAAAUCUGGCAUCACACCUUCUACAAUGAGCUGCGUGUAGCCCCUGAGGAACACCCCACCCUGCUCACAGAGGCUCCACUGAACCCCAAGGCCAACCGUGAGAAGAUGACACAGAUUAUGUUUGAGACCUUCAACGUUCCAGCCAUGUAUGUGGCCAUUCAGGCUGUGUUGUCCCUAUAUGCCUCAGGCCGUACUACAGGUAUUGUUCUGGAUUCUGGUGAUGGUGUUACCCACAAUGUGCCAAUCUAUGAAGGUUAUGCUCUGCCCCAUGCCAUCAUGCGUCUGGAUCUGGCUGGUAGGGAUCUGACUGACUACCUCAUGAAGAUUCUUACUGAGCGUGGUUACUCCUUUGUGACAACAGCUGAAAGGGAAAUUGUCCGUGACAUCAAGGAGAAGCUGUGUUAUGUAGCCUUGGACUUUGAGAAUGAAAUGGCCACUGCAGCUUCUUCCUCUUCUCUGGAGAAGAGCUAUGAAUUGCCUGAUGGUCAGGUUAUCACUAUUGGUAAUGAACGUUUCCGCUGCCCUGAGACCCUCUUCCAGCCAUCUUUCAUUGGUAUGGAAUCUGCUGGUAUUCAUGAGACCACAUACAAUAGCAUUAUGAAGUGCGACAUUGAUAUCCGUAAGGACCUGUAUGCCAACAAUGUACUGUCUGGAGGUACCACAAUGUACCCUGGUAUUGCUGACCGCAUGCAGAAGGAAAUCACUGCCCUGGCUCCCAGCACAAUGAAGAUCAAGAUCAUUGCACCACCUGAGCGUAAAUACUCCGUAUGGAUUGGUGGUUCUAUCCUGGCUUCCUUGUCCACCUUCCAGCAGAUGUGGAUCAGCAAGCAGGAAUACGAUGAGGCUGGCCCAUCCAUCGUCCACCGUAAAUGCUUCUAAGCAUUUUCGUCGUAACUUACCUCCAUCUCAGGAUGAGGAGAUUUCUGCGUUUUGGCAUCUGCAGGCAGUUUUUCUUGAACUCUCUUCAUUGUACAGUUUGUUUACACACAUGUGCAAUUUAUAUGUGGCUAAAUAUUUAUUAAUUUAUAAAUAAACAAGACCCGGGACUUGCAAUGUA